CCCUCAUCCACCAUCUCUUUCUUCAAGUCGUGGCAGCAAGCGCGCCUCUACUCGUUCACCAGUGGAGUUGAGUGCCCCUCAUUGCGCUGUCCAAGCGCAGCUCGAUUGCCCUUUGGCUUUGGUCCGCGCAACCCCCCCUCUCCCCACUUCACUCAUCGACUCGCAAGAGCAGCAUCAUAGCCACGGCGGGACAAGCACGCAACGCAGCCCAACGCAGCGCAACAUGUCACGCGAUGAGAGAGCGCCUCGCAUCAAGAACAGGGCACCAGCGCCUGUUCAGAUCAGCGCUGAGCAGCUGCUUCGCGAAGCUCAAGAGAGGCAAGAAGCUCCGCUCAAACGCGCCACCCAGAGGGUAGAGGAUUUGGAAGAGCUGGAAGAAUAUCGAGGAAGAAAGCGAGCGGGCUUUGAAGCUGAUGUCAGAAAGGACAAGUCAAAGUUCAUCGCGUGGAUUCGGUAUGCGGAGUGGGAGGCAUCCCAAGGAGAGCUGCCUCGCGCUCGUUCCGUCUUCGAGCGCGCACUGGAUGUCGAUCCGCGGCAUCCUCAGCUUUGGUUGCGCUACGUCGAUCUGGAACUCAAGUCGCGCAACAUUCAGCACGCUCGCAAUCUGCUGGACCGCGCGGUAUCCAUCUUGCCUCGCAUAGAUCAAUUCUGGUACAAGUAUGUUCAUCUCGAGGAACUGCUGUCCAACGUCGUGGGAGCCAGGCAGGUGUUUGAGAGGUGGAUGGCUUGGGAACCCGAUGAGAGGGCUUGGGCCGCCUACGUCGGUAUGGAGGUGCGCUACAACGAGCUGGAGAAUGCUUCUGCGGUUUGGGAAAGGGCGGUGAGCGUGCACCCUGAGCCCAAGCUGUGGAUCAGGUGGGCCAAAUUCGAGGAAGAUCGCGGGGCAAUGGAUCGAGCUAGGCGCGUCUUUACUAUGGCUCUCGAAUAUUUUGGCGAGGAUGAGGACAAGAUGGAAAAGGCGCAGACCGUGUACACUGCAUUUGCAAAGAUGGAAACGAGAGCAAAGGAGAUUGAGAGAGCGAGGGUCAUCUACAGGUACGCACUCGAACGGCUGCCGAGAACAAAAAGCAGCGGCAUCUACGCAAGCUACACGCGAUUCGAGAAACAAUUUGGCAAUCGACAAGGCGUCGAGGAUACCGUGCUCGGCAAGAGACGGAUACAGUACGAGGAAGAAGUGACCAGCGGCCUGCCUGGAGCUGCUACCAACUACGACACGUGGUUCGACUACACCAGGCUAGAGGAAGAUGCUUACAGGGCAAUCCUCUCUGGUGGUGCAGCUCGCGACUCGCAAGAGGCAACAAAGGCUCAAUCCAGGGUGAGGGACAUCUACGAGCGAGCAGUGGCCAAUAUCCCGCCGUCCAAAGAAAAGCGGCAUUGGAGGCGGUAUAUCUUCUUCUGGCUAGACUACGCGCUCUUUGAAGAGGUGGACGCUCAAGACGUUGAAAGGGCGCGCGAGGUCUACAAGGCUGCUGUUGCGCUUGUGCCGCACAAGGAAUUCACCUUUGCGAAGCUCUGGCUCAACUACGCCGCUUUUGAGGUGCGAAGGUUAGACCUGACAGCUGCGCGCAAGAUCCUCGGCACAUCGAUAGGUCUGUGCCCGAAAGAGAAGCUGUUCAAGGGUUACAUCGAUCUCGAGAUCAGUCUCAAAGAAUUUGAUCGAGCCAGGAAAAUCUACGAGAGGUGUCUGAGUUGGGACGCUAGCAAUUCGAGGACCUGGAUUCGCUUUGCAGAGCUGGAAAGAAACCUUUUCGACAUGGAUCGAGCUCGUGGCAUCUUUGAGCUCGCCACGAAGCAGCCUGAGCUGGACAUGCCCGAAGUUCUUUGGAAGGCUUACAUCGACUUUGAAUUCGAUGAGAGGCAAUGGAGCGCUGUGCAAGAUCUAUUCGAGAGGUUGCUGCGAAAGACGAAGCACGUCAAGGUGUGGAUCUCGUAUGCCAACAGUUCUAUUGGAGCAGCCAUCGCUGAAGAGGAAGAUGAGGAUCAAGGGGACGAGGACGAAGGAGAGGAGGAGGUUGCCCCCAAGCAGCUGACAGAAGAACAAAUUGCCGAGAGGAGAGAAAAGAGAAGGGAAGCCGCAAAGAGGAGCAGGGACACCUUUGAGCGUGCAUAUGCUGAUUUAAAACAAAGAGGACUCAAAGAAGAGAGAGUCCUGCUGUUGGAAGCCUGGAAAUCUUUCGAGUCGCAGCACGGCGAUUUGGACGAGGAGCUCGCGCAAGGCGCAGCAGAGAAUGCAAACCUGAAAAGCGUGGAAGCGAAGAUGCCUCGUGUCGUCAAGAAGAGAAGACAGACUUCGGACGGCGAAGGUCUGGAAGAAACCUUUUCUUCUCGCCCUGCAACUUCGCAGUACUACGACAUGGUCUUUCCUGACGACGACGAUGGCUCAUCCAGCAGCUUCAAAUUGUUGCAAAUGGCGCAUGCGUGGAGAGCCAAGCAGCAAGCGGCCGCGGCCUUUGCAGCCGCAUCCAACGGUGCUGAUGCUGAGCAGACCAGGGAGGCUACUGAGGCUGGUGGUGCUUCGGCGGUGACGGAAGAAGCGAGCGUCAAGCUAGACGGCGCUCGGCAGGUGGAUGCGGAGGCAGGAUCGGAAGACAGCUGA
Messenger RNA from Ceraceosorus guamensis, 2596 nucleotides. RefSeq lists its product as hypothetical. Gene Ontology annotation, molecular function: protein binding. Lineage: Eukaryota; Fungi; Basidiomycota; Exobasidiomycetes; Ceraceosorales; Ceraceosoraceae. Gene Ontology annotation, cellular component: post-mRNA release spliceosomal complex; U2-type catalytic step 2 spliceosome; Prp19 complex. Bases 224 to 2596 code for a protein of 790 amino acids. The record is from RefSeq and is a predicted model, not a curated record. The transcript is spliced from 4 exons. Gene Ontology annotation, biological process: mRNA splicing, via spliceosome; spliceosomal complex assembly.